Messenger RNA from Fopius arisanus, 2345 nucleotides. RefSeq lists its product as uncharacterized. NCBI's taxonomy places the organism in Eukaryota, Metazoa, Arthropoda, Insecta, Hymenoptera, Braconidae. The coding region runs from base 244 to 1608 and encodes 454 amino acids. Gene Ontology annotation, cellular component: membrane. The record is from RefSeq and is a predicted model, not a curated record. Gene Ontology annotation, molecular function: monocarboxylic acid transmembrane transporter activity. The transcript is spliced from 6 exons.
CAAGUUAUCAGUUCUGUGCCAGAAUUGGGACCAACUUUGCCUGAUGGUGGAUAUUCUUGGAUUGUACUUGCUGGUUCAAUGGUUAUUCAGGGUCUAAAUUGUGAAGUAAUUUGAUUCGACUACAGAGAAAAGGAAAAUCUGAAAAAAACCGGGUGUGAAUAUGACUUUGUUUUUGACUUUCAAUGGAAUUUAAAAAAAAAUGUUGGCAUCGUUUUGUGUUUGUUUUUAUAUAUUGAACACUAGAUGACAGUGCCCACCAUAACGUCAAUGUAUGGAGUGGCCCUGGGUCAUUUGGCCGUUGAUUCACCAUUUGGAUUGGAUUCGUGGCAACAGGAAAUAGCUAUUAUUCCUAUUCUCUUCACAGCGUUCUUAAGUCUAGCAGAGCCAUGGUCCGGUAUAAUGGUGCACCUAGCAGGAGUACCUCGUCUAGUUGGCUUCAUUGGAGUUUGCCUGUUAUCAAUUGGUGUGCUAGCAUCAGGCUAUUUGGCAACAGGUGGAGUUGGUGCUUACUUAGCAAGUUCAAGUGCAGGGGCUGUAAUGGGAAUUGGAGGAAGUUUUAUCCUCGUUCAAACUGACACUCUUCUCCGACGAAACUUUCCAAGUCGAUUAAGAUUAGCGUUGACUUUGAAAGAAGUGGCGAGUUCUCUGGGCUUUGUUUUCGCUCCCGGAUUUGGCCUCGCAUUAUUUUCAACCUCGAGUCUCCAAAUGGGAUUGCUUUUGAUGGCCUGUUGCUUCAUCCCAGCAGCAAUGGGGACAUUGGCCCUUCGGUCUCCAAUUAUUCGCUCGCGGACCAAUCCUUAUACUCUUCUCAUUAGCGAUGAGGACAAUGAAUUAACUAAUAGAGGGAUUUCUGGCAGAACUGAUGGAAGCGGUCAAGAGAACAAUUCCAGAAGUAUAUUCAAUGAAGAAAGUGCCAAUGAUGGAGUUGCUUCCAAUAUAUCUCGGGAUGGAAAUGAUGUUUACAGUUUUCGAGAGCCUGAAGGAGAUGAAGUAAUUUUUAAUGUUGCUAACUACCCCGUGAAUGUUUUCUCAGGAUUGAGACAAAAGUGUCAAAUUUUGAAAUCAGUGAAAUUCUGGGUGGGUGUGAUUGCUUGCAUCGGCUGUAAAGCUGGAGGUCUUGUCUUCUGGAUUUUACUUCCAUCUGUAGCUAUAGUUCAAUUAGGCUCUGCAAAUUUGAUGGAUGGUGUAACCAUGUCUACGGCAGCCGGAUUGGGAACAUUUAUCCCAAAUGUAGCAUCAUAUUGGAAACCCAACUCUGCCAGAUGGAGGAGUUUAUGCUUCGGAAGUGCAUUGUGGCUCGGGAGCGUCACACUUCUCGCAUUAUGGACGGAAGUUGCUUUUCCAAUAUAUGUGACUCUAGCUUUUUUCGGAGGAGUAAGUGUAGGUGGUACUUCGGUAUGCCUCGAGUCAGCAUUAUAUGAUGCGAUGGGGAGUCAGUCUGUGAAAAAAUCGCAUACCAUGUCCUCCACCAUCGUUGGCCUCACUAUCUUAACAUUUUCCUUCAUCGAAAGUCCACUAUUUUGCCUUCAGUUAACAGCUGGAAUUCAGUUCAUAGGAGGAAUUUACUGGAUGCUAGGUCCCCUUGUUGGGAUUAUUCGAGCCAAAUGAUAAACCUAUCCAUGAAGUCUUAUCAUAUCUGUAAUUAUUAUUUUGUACAUAAAAUUUUCUACAGUUGAAUUUUGUAAAUGAUGAAUGAGUUGCCUCUUGCCACCAUCAUUAACCAGAAGUGGAGUAGUUUAGACUUUGAAAAGUUUUGAAUUUCCAUUUUGAUAAACGGUUUCACCUGCCCCCUGAAGAGAGUUUUAGAACCGCUUGCCACAAAAUCAUCGUUUGUAAUAUUAUCUGGCAUGCAUCUACAUGGCUAUCAGCAACCGCAGGUCAUUUACACCUAUGGUGUUUCAACAGGCGUUCUACAUACGUUAUCUGCGUUUUAAAAGAGGGGGACAAUGCAAGCCUAUUUUAUGUACUACUCUAAAACUCGAUAAAAAUGGAAUUUCUUGAGUAUGCACCCUAUUUUUUUUGUUAAUCAAAAAAUCGUUAUCUGGUGAGCCUGAAUGUGAUAUUAAUUUGAAUAUUCAAGAAUAAAAAUGAGGCGUUGGGAUAGAUUGAUGAGAUUUUAGGAAACUGGCAUGACCCUUCACUCAUUGGGCCAACGACUUUUUAAAGAUAUCUCAGGUCGACCAUCACCCGAAAAUCACUUCUACGAUUUCUCCGUGGCUAGCGGAAGAAUGUGCAUUCAAUACCGAAUACCUCAGUCUUAAGGCUAAUUAAAUUAUUAAUAAAUCGUCAAUUACACAAGUGUCUACGUAGAAAAACGUCGGUUAAAUAUACAUUUUUCUUUUUUA